Acaromyces ingoldii is the source of this 820-nucleotide messenger RNA. RefSeq lists its product as hypothetical. The coding region runs from base 369 to 767 and encodes 132 amino acids. The record is from RefSeq and is a predicted model, not a curated record. The transcript has a single exon. NCBI's taxonomy places the organism in Eukaryota, Fungi, Basidiomycota, Exobasidiomycetes, Exobasidiales, Cryptobasidiaceae.
GAUUCAAUCAUGCGUUCCUGAGACCCUCUCUGCUAAUUCGCCGUGACGUGGGCGUGGACCUGACAGUGGAAGGCAUCCAGUCCGUACAGUGACUAUCAACGCCAUCGCAGGAACGGCGCUGAGGCUGCAGAGUGCGCGCUGAUGCGAUGCGUGCAUGCUUGAGUGAUCAAGCGAUGCUCCCCCGCCAGAGAAGGGACCGCACAGCAGAGACGCAGAGACAGUCCAUGGCUCGCUUCAGGGCCCGCAAAGAUAUAUAAAGAGGGGGGUCUGGAGGGUGGAUAGGCCUCUCCUCAUCCAGCUCAACAAGCAACCCAAGCCUUCUUUCCAACCAACCACUCCAACCAGCUACUCUCUCGCACACUUUCAAUAUGAAGUUCGCUGCUGCUGCCCUCAUCGCCGCCCUCGCCGGCACCCAGGCCGUGAGCGCCAUCAACGUGUGGGCCACCUUCUGCGCCAACGCCGAGGGCACCGACAACUGCUCGACCGACUUCCAGGUGUCGAACCCGGGCUGCUUCAGCGUCAGCCCCGACAGCGCCAAGUACGUCAAGUUCCACGCCGACGGCGGCUUCCAGGACCCCUUUGCGGGCAAGACGUACUCGCUCAUCGUCUCGCCCCAGGGCGGCUGCAACUGCCAGUCGAACAAGCAGGUCUUCCCUCCGGACCAGGUCGGCACAAAGGGCCCCAACGUCAUCCAGCUCAACGACGGCGUCGCCUCGCAGCCCUCGUACCGCUUCAUCAGCGGCGGCGGCGACGACAACAACUGCUAGGCUUCUUUCACUAAAUCUUCCACUACUCUCAAAGCAUCCUCUACUAUUUCAUG